Molecule: messenger RNA, 1857 nt
Organism: Hippoglossus stenolepis (Pacific halibut)
Lineage: Eukaryota; Metazoa; Chordata; Actinopteri; Pleuronectiformes; Pleuronectidae
Gene: abhd14b
Product: abhydrolase domain containing 14B
Exons: 4
Coding region: 133-768 (211 amino acids)
Cellular component (GO): cytoplasm
Source: RefSeq, a predicted model, not a curated record
GUUUUUUCUUCCUCCUCCUCCUCCUCCUCUUUUCCGGGAAAUAAAGUGAAACUACAGCUGUUUUUUUUUUUAAACUACAAGCACAGACUGUGCUGCUGCAGUUGUCGGCUCGUUUCUGCAGAGUGAGCCAGGAUGUCAGCCGUGAAGAUGUCAGAGGGGAGCGUGCAGGUGGCCAGCUGCGGAGCGCCGCUGUUCUACAGACAAAGUGAACCUGCCACUGGGGAAGCGAGGAUGUCAGUUUUACUCCUGCACGGCAUCCGUUUCUCAUCAGAGAACUGGCUCAACAUCGGCACUCUGGAGACUCUGGCCAAGGCCGGCUGCCGUGCGGUCGCCAUCGACCUGCCAGGACUCGGCCAGUCUAAGUCAGCCGAGGCCCCGGCACCGGUGGGAGAACUGGCCCCUGCGAGUUUCCUGAAGGAGGUGUGUGAGCAGCUGAGCCUGGGCCCCGUGGUGGUGAUCAGCCCGUCCCUCAGUGGGAUGUACUCGCUCCCCUUCCUCCUCCAGCACCAGGCUCUGAUACGAGCCUACGUCCCAGUAGCUCCCAUCUGCACCGACAAAUUCACAGCAGAGCAGUACCAGAGUGUGACGGUCCCAUCGCUCAUCGUCUACGGUGACCAGGACGCUCAGCUCGGAGAGGUGUCGCUCCGCAACCUGAGCAAUCUGGCCAAUCACAGCGUGGUGGUGAUGAAAGGUGCGGGUCAUCCCUGUUACCUGGACGACCCGGACACGUGGCACAAAGCUCUCACAGACUUCCUCAACACGCUGUGAAGCUGCUCGCUGUGCGACGGUGGAGAGAUAAAACAACACAUUCGACUAGAAGAUGAGCCACACACACAAACACACUGUUCACUCAUGGGACAUUUAGAUCACAGACGUCACCCUGUAUGACCGGAUUAUGACUUUUUCACUUGUUAAUGAGGAGACUUUUAAAGGAAAAGUUCAACAUUUUGGUAGAGAUGUUUACUGAGCAAAGGAUCAUCUGGCACAUUAAACAGAGAUUUGUUUUUUUCACAGUCACAAGAGUGAAAAUAAUCUCAAGAAAAGAAUACUGUAUUUCCCAAAAUGCUUCUUUUUCUUUUUCUUCCCUUAAAGCAACACAAUGUAGUUUUAUUUACCUUUAAAAAUCAGCUUCUAAAUCGUUUUGAAGGUACACAAACUCAAAAUAGGGAGAGAGGCGUCUCUGGUAUUAAAUGAAACCCUGUAGUCGUGCAGGAUUACUUGUAAUAUGUUUUACUCUUUACGUCACACAUACCAGAGCCGGAAGAAUUAUUUAGCAGGUCCGAUUUUGCCCUGAAUACAGCCAUGUUCAGUGUAAAAUAUCAGGUAGAUGGUACAGCUAACCUGACCGAACCUGAAUAUCGUUUCAAAAGUUUUGUACGAACCUGACUAAUCCAUUGGGACUCAGGUAUCCGAACUCUAGUAUGGACAUCAUGGCAGAGGGCGGUGAAAACAAAGGACAUAGUCGGGGGGGUAGAAGAGGAGGAAAAUAUAAAAAAACUGGAGAAGAGUGAAUAUUGGACCAGUUUUUAUUUUUAUAAUCUUUUAUAAAAGAGGUUAACGGAUGCAGGACAGAUGUCGUCCUGGCUAAUCUCCUAAAGGGGGAACUAGAGAGCAAUUCAUACAUUAUGUUGCUUUGAUACUGUACCAUUAAAAACUUGAUUUACGGUAUUUUACAACUGAUCGAGUCACAUUUAGUAUUGAUUAUUUAGUAGAUUGUAUAUUUUCAUUUUAACAGAUGCAAUAAAUGAAUCCGCUGUGUCUCUCUGAAAAAAAAAUCAAACACCACACGCGUAAAUGAAGUGAAAAAUAUGAACAUUAUUUAAUAACUGAUUCUCUGUAAUAAACAAUUUGAAAAUA